CGAGUUGUUUGUCGGGCCAAUGAAAAACCACGUUCUAGUCUGAUUUGGGUAUGCACUUCGACGCUGACGCAACAGUGUCCGAUAUCUCGUCGCCUUCGCUAUCCUGUUCAAGGUCAAUAAAUUGGCUUAAAUCCGAAACUUUGUUCCAUGAGUCUCGGGCGCAUCUGCCACGGGUAUACACUUCCCAAAAGAGUAUCGAUUUCGUGCAGAAGUCCAUGGACUUAAGAUGUGCAAAUGCCGUCUUUACUGGAGUACUAUCCGGACUUAUAUAUUCAAGCAAUAUAUAAAGUAACUCUUCAUUGUCUGUUUUCUAACAGCACAACGCACCCGAAUUCUCUGUUGCAAAGCACACGUUUUUGAUAUAACCUUCAGUCAUCAGGCGUGACCAUGUCAUUCCCAUACAAGCAUGUUCUUUUGGUCGGAGCAACAUCUGGAAUAGGGAAGGCAAUGGCAGACAAACUUAUCGCGGAAGGAAUCCAUGUCACAGCCGUUGGGCGUCGCAAAGACCGUCUCGAUGCCUUUGUCUCGGCCCAUGGUUCCUCGAAAGCCUCCAGCCUGGCCGCCGACAUCUCAAACUUGGAAAGCUUGUCCGCUUUUGCUGAGAACGCGAUCAAGCAACAUCCCACAAUCGACGCCGUCUUCCUCAACGCCGGCCAGCAACGCCGUUUCAAUUUCGCCUCGCCAUCCACAGUGCAGCUCUCCGAGUUCAACAAAGAGAUGACCACGAAUUUCACAUCCUUCGUCGCUCUGACACACGCUUUCCUCCCGCAUCUCCUCGCAUCUUCCAAUCCUACUGCACUAAUUUACACUGGAACGCACAUUUCGCUUGUCCCAGGGGCUUCCUGGCCCGCAUACAGUGCGUCGAAAGCCGCACUGGAUGCCUUCGUCCAGUGCAUUCGGGAACAGCUGCGCAACAGCAGCGUGGACAUCUUGCAUAUCUCCCCACCGCUUGUGCAGUCAGAGAUACAUGAUUAUGAGUUUGGUGCUGAGACUGGGCAGAAGAUGGGUAUGCCGGCAGAGGAAUUUGUGAAGGAGACGUGGGCGGAGCUUAAAGAGGGGAAGAAAGACGUGUACAUUGGAAGCAUCGGCGCGAGCUCUAGGGAGCAGUUUAUGGAGAUCGCUGAUAGACGUGCGGAGGCGAUCGAAAGACUGAACGAGCUGCUGAGGAGACUUCAUUGAUCACCCAAAUGGUACAUCCUGCAUAAGGAUAACACGCCAAGUACUUCGCAUGAUAGGAGGGUGUAUAGCUACAUCAUUGACGUAUUCGUUCAUGAUCAGUGGGUCAUUUUCCGAGCCUGAGUGCCACUUGCCCAUGCUGUGCGCUUAAGUAUUCUCCUAACCAAGCUAAAGCUCAGGCCUGCCCUCCCGCCACUCAUCGAUCGGAACUGAGCCUGGCAUCUCCUCGCCAUCAUGUACUAGACGGGGGAAUGAUUUGUUGCGCCAAUCAUAAUUGAUCUCCUUCUUUGCAAGCUCUUCGUUCACCAGGAGCACAGCACCUGAAUGAUGACCUGCUGCACUCACUCUGAGCGCAAAGUAAGCACCGAGACCAUCCUCGCCCUUAUC
Messenger RNA from Paraphaeosphaeria sporulosa, 1563 nucleotides. RefSeq names its product oxidoreductase. The transcript is spliced from 2 exons. Bases 388 to 1179 code for a protein of 263 amino acids. NCBI's taxonomy places the organism in Eukaryota, Fungi, Ascomycota, Dothideomycetes, Pleosporales, Didymosphaeriaceae. The record is from RefSeq and is a predicted model, not a curated record.